AUGAAAAUGAAAACUGGGACUCAAAGUGAGGCCACGCUGGACGUAACCCGCGCGCUGGAGACGAUGCGGCUGCGGCGUCCAAUGACCGGGGCGCCUUAUGAAUUUGAUAUCGAUCAUCCCGGAACAGCGUCCGGAUAUCCCGUAUGGGCCCUCAAUCACGCUGGCACGGCGCUCUCCGCGGACUGGCCCACUGGGCGCGGCCGCGAGAGCGGAGAUUUGAGGUACUCUUGCCAGAUUGCCGACCACGACUGA
Messenger RNA from Penicillium waksmanii, 252 nucleotides. RefSeq lists its product as uncharacterized. Lineage: Eukaryota; Fungi; Ascomycota; Eurotiomycetes; Eurotiales; Aspergillaceae. The record is from RefSeq and is a predicted model, not a curated record. Bases 1 to 252 code for a protein of 83 amino acids. The transcript has a single exon.